Molecule: messenger RNA, 2209 nt
Organism: Macrosteles quadrilineatus (aster leafhopper)
Lineage: Eukaryota; Metazoa; Arthropoda; Insecta; Hemiptera; Cicadellidae
Product: glucose dehydrogenase [FAD, quinone]-like
Exons: 2
Coding region: 10-1872 (620 amino acids)
Molecular function (GO): flavin adenine dinucleotide binding; oxidoreductase activity, acting on CH-OH group of donors
Source: RefSeq, a predicted model, not a curated record
AACAGCAGGAUGGUCGUGGUGUGGACGAUGGUGUUGGGACUUCUGACACUCCAGGCCCAAGCUCAGCUGUCCAUCCUGGAGAAGAUCAUCAGGAUGUACAAGCAACGUGGUCUGCCCUUCAGAGAGAACAGGUUCCUGGACAACAAGCCUCUCCUGAGCGAGUACGACUUCAUCGUGGUCGGUGCUGGAGCCGCGGGGUGUGUGGUAACCAACAGACUGACUGAGGUACCUGACUGGAAGGUACUGCUACUGGAGGCAGGGGUUGACGACAACUAUUAUACAGACGUGCCAAUCUUCAACACGUACCUGUGGUGGACCGAGUACAACUGGGGCUACCAGGCGGAGCGGCAGAGUCAAGCCUGCCAGGGCCUGGAGGGCAGGACCUGUCCGUGGCCCGCGGGCAAGGGCAUGGGAGGAGGAACGAUCAUCAACGCCCUCAUCUACACCAGAGGCAACGCGGGGGACUACGAUAGGUGGGCCGCACUCGGCAACCCGGGCUGGAGCUAUGCAGAGGUUCUUCCAUACUUCACCAAAUCGGAGAAAGUCGCGAUCCCUUGGCUAAAAGAAUCUCCGUACCACGGGCACUACGGCCCUUUGAAUGUUGAUUAUGUUCCAUUCCACACCCCACUUCGAGACGCAUUCAUGGAGGCCGGAAAAGAAGUCGGGUAUGACUUUAUUGAUUAUCACGAUCCAAAUACUCCUAUCGGAUUUUCUCCUAUUCAAGCAACAAUGUAUAAAGGUAGAAGAAACGGGGCGUCUAGGACUUUUCUCUACCCGAUUAGAAAGAGAAGGAAUUUCCAUGUCACCACUCAAGCUCACGUUACCAAGGUUUUGAUAGAUCCUAGAACUAAAAGAGCGUACGGAGUGGAGUUCAUCAAAAAAGGGAGGAAACGAGUCGUGUUUGCUAGAAAAGAAGUUAUACUAUCCGCUGGAGCCUUCAACACACCACAGAUUCUAAUGUUGUCUGGAGUCGGACCAAGAGACCAUUUGACGGAAAUGGGAAUUCCAGUGAUUUCGGACUUAUCUGUAGGAAAUAAUCUUCAAGAGCACAUCGGUAUGGCCGGUCUGACAUUUCUUGUAAACCAAGAAGUCGGAGUCGUAGUUAACAGACUCCUGAGAAACUUUACUACUUUCGGCAUCCAAUACUUUCAAGGUCAAGGCCCAUUUACGAUGUUAGGGUGCGAGGCAUUAGGCUACAUUCGAACGAAAUACGCAAACGAAUCUGCCUUUCCGGAUAUAGAAUAUAUUUUCGUCCCAGCUUCCUUGGCGACGGACAGGGGCUCGUCCUUAAGAAGAACGAUGGAAGUAAGAGACGAUGUGUACAACGCGGUUUGGGGAGACAUCAACGAAAGAGACGCUUGGACGGUUUGGCCGAUGCUGCUUUAUCCGAAGAGUAAAGGUUUUGUCCGGCUAGCGAGCACGAAUCCACUGAAACCUCCCAAAAUCUUCGCUAACUUUUUAACAGAGAAGAUUGACGAGUUGGUGAUGGCUGAAGCUCUACAAACGGUGGUCGACCUGAGCAAGACGCAGGCCUUCCAGAAGUUCGGGUCCAAGCUCCACGACGUACCUAUCCCCGGGUGUGCUCAUCUACAGUUCGGCUCGCGGGAGUACUGGGGCUGCUCGGUGCGCCAGCUGACCCUACAGCUGCACCACCAGUGCGGCACCGCCAAGAUGGGACCUCCCAGCGACGUCGAGGCCGUGGUCGACCCUAGCCUCCGCGUGUACGGCGUGGCAGGGCUGCGGGUGAUAGACACUUCCAUCAUACCAGUCAUCACCGGCGGCCACACCAUGUCCACGGCCUACAUGAUCGGUGAGAAGGGAGCGGACAUGAUCAAGCAGCGGUGGCUCUCCAACAGACACUUCGGCAAAUAAACUCGCCUCACACAGUACAAAUGACAUGUAUGUAGUUGUAAAUCAGUGAGAUUAUUUAUUUACUUUAAGUUUAGUAUUAAAACCCCGUUUUUGUAUAAAAAACACUAAUGUGUCACCAGUUAGCCAAAGCAGUAAUACCAAUUAAUUUGUCAAUUUAUGAAACUAGAUUAAUUAAAAUUAAAUUAUUUUUAUGGAAUUACAUUAAGUUUACAUAACUUUGCAAAUGUAAUAUUUUAUUUAGUUACACAAUACAAAAAACAAUUAUCAAAUUGGCACUUUAUACAUCUCGGUGAGUAUAUUGAAAACAAUAUACAUACAAUAAAUUACAGCCCUAAAA